AUGCUCCUUGACGAAGAUCCAUCCACUCUCAUCCGCGCAACGAUUUCAAACUUCAAUAUUGCACCCGACAAAGCCGCCCUGUCGCGUGUCAAUGACUCCCUUUCCACCUUGCAACAGUCGCGCGAGCUUAGAAUUCGAGAUGCAGAGACCGCCCUGAGGAAAUUGUCUAGACAGCUGGCGACUCUUUCGUCCCAGCACAAAGAAGUGCUCACCAGCCAUGAUAGUGGCCGGCAUGCGAGUGAGAUUGUCCAACUCGACACCAAAAAAUUCCGAAUCGCCAAACAGGCCUCAGAGGUUGAAGCAGAGACCGAGAGGCUCGAAGCAGAACUUGAGCGGCUAAAGAUGCGACUGUCCUCCUUAGAAGAGCAAGGUGUCGAGGGCGACGAAAAUACCCGGCAGGCUCGAGAAGUUGAUGAUCCCACCGUACUACGUCUUUGGCUAUACCGAUCACUUGGCAUUAGCCUAGAGCAGGACGAGGCAGGGAAUUACAAUAAGGCGACAAUUGCAAACACGAAGAAGGGUGAUGUGCACGUUGUCAACAUCGAUCCUAAGUUCUCAAAGUGGUUUUACGCAGACUACUUCUGGCAAACAAUGCAGGGUUGA
Molecule: messenger RNA, 603 nt
Organism: Fonsecaea erecta
Lineage: Eukaryota; Fungi; Ascomycota; Eurotiomycetes; Chaetothyriales; Herpotrichiellaceae
Exons: 3
Coding region: 1-603 (200 amino acids)
Source: RefSeq, a predicted model, not a curated record